Molecule: messenger RNA, 4672 nt
Organism: Colias croceus (clouded yellow)
Lineage: Eukaryota; Metazoa; Arthropoda; Insecta; Lepidoptera; Pieridae
Gene: ERR
Product: steroid hormone receptor ERR2-like
Exons: 9
Coding region: 402-1667 (421 amino acids)
Biological process (GO): regulation of DNA-templated transcription
Molecular function (GO): sequence-specific DNA binding; zinc ion binding; DNA-binding transcription factor activity
Source: RefSeq, a predicted model, not a curated record
UAACCACAAAAGUUGUUUAGAUUGGGAACUUUUUAUUAGAACUGCAAUAUUUUGCAACGAAUGCUAUAUAUUAGCUCAAUUUUAAUACUGUAGUGUAGAUAUUUCUGGUUCUAAAAUCAUUUAGUACUGUAAAUAACGAUUCUUUGAACCUACAAAUACAUAAAUUUAACACAGAGCACUGAUUAUUAUUCUCGAAGUUUUGAAGUGUUUUUAGAUAUUAGAGAAGUUAUUUUUUAUGGAUGUUUUAUCCUAUGUAACUAGUUGGUUUUGGAACACAUAAAGUUAAUCUUUGCUGCUCAGCCAGAUUGAAUUUACAAGUGACCAUACUCAAACUGCUACGGUCAGCAAAAUGCAUCUUUCCAAAACAUUGGACUAUUUAAUAUUGUUUGUGUAAGGUGCAAAUGAUGUCUGCAGUCAGUGGUGAGCCCCUACUGCGUCGUGUCAAACAGGAGGCUGAACCGCCACCGCAGUACUCGCCUCCGGAACAGCAGCCCAGACCGAUGCCAAUGAUGCAGCCGUGUGACUUAGACAUAGAGCCGAAAGAGGAGAUAAAGUUCUGCGUGUCCCCCGGCGAAGGGAGCAUUGUGGGGAAUGCCAGCCCAGAGCAACAGCACUGUUCCUCCACCACAGCCGCUGCUGCGAGUGGGGCUAGAGACGAUGACGCACCACGAAGAGUUUGUCUUGUGUGUGGUGACGUGGCUUCGGGCUUCCACUAUGGAGUGGCUAGUUGUGAAGCGUGCAAGGCUUUCUUCAAACGGACCAUACAGGGCAACAUAGAGUACACGUGUCCCGCGUCCAACGAGUGCGAGAUCAACAAGCGGCGCCGCAAAGCGUGCCAAGCGUGCCGGUUCCGCAAGUGCCUGCGCACGGGCAUGCUGCGCGAGGGCGUGCGGCUGGACCGCGUGCGUGGGGGCCGGCAGAAGUACCGCCGGGCGCCCGAUCAGCCCGCGCCCGCGCACCCGCGCCCGCAGCUCGACGACAUCAAGGUGUUAGAAGCGCUAUCAUCCUACGAGCCAGAACUGUUAACAUGUGCAGCGCCUCCCGCGGGUGUGACGGACCCCACGGCAAGGACACUGACCCUAUUGGCAGAUCUAUAUGAUCGGGAAUUAGUGGGCGUUAUAGGAUGGGCCAAACAGAUACCCGGCUUCACUGAGUUGACGUUGAAUGAUCAGAUGCGGCUACUCCAAAGCACAUGGGCGGAGAUGCUAAGCCUGAUGCUGGCGUACCGCUCGCUGGCGGGCGGCGCGCCGCUGCGCCUGCGCUUCGCUGCCGACCUCGCCAUAGACGAGGCGCAGGCGAGAGAGCUGGGUGCACAUGACCUGUACCUGCAGAUAGCGGGCGUGUCGCGGCGGCUGGAGCGCGCGGCGGCGCUGCGCGAGGAGUGCUACCUGCUGAAGGCGCUGGCGCUGGCCAACAGCGAGGCGCGCAUCGACGAGCACGCGGCGCUGCGCCGCUUCCGCGACACCAUCCUCCAAGCGCUCAACGACGCCGUCAGCGCGCUCAGGCCGUGCAACGCGAACGGCGCUCUCCAGCAACUCCUACUAGUACUACCAGCGCUGCGGCUGGCGGACGUGGCUGUACGCCGCUUCUGGGCCGCCGUGCACCGGGACCGACGCGCGCCCAUGAACAAGCUGUUCGUGGAGAUGCUGGAGGCGUGUCUGCGGUAGAGCUGCUAGUGAUGUGUGCAGUGUGCUGUGUGGACCGGGUGGAGAUAGGACUAGUGAGAUGUGGACCGAAGGGGAUAGUGAGACGUGGACCGAAGGGGAUAGUGAGACGUGGACCGAAGGGAAUAGUGAGAUGUGGACCGAAGGGGAUAAUGAGACGUGGACUGGACGGGGAUAGGGCGAAAGAGACUUAGUGUGACGUGAUCUGGACUGGACGGAGAUAAAACUAGUGAAAUGUGUGGAACGGGAACAGGGCUAGAGACUUGACGUCAACCGAAAGGGACAGUUAGAUACGUUAUCUGUGGACCAGACGAAAUCAGAGUUACCUGGGGAGUACAACCCGCUGCGGGGAUCAGCUCUAGCGAGCAAGAUGUGGAUUAAUAUCCAGUGCGAUUAUCGGCGCUAGAGAUAUAAAAUCACUGAUUGAUUGAUUCAGGCACUAAGUCUGGUAAUAAAUACACUUUUAACAAUCAUAUUGUGUCAGCGGAAACAAGAUGUUGGACUAAUUGGAUUGUGUUAUAAAGGUUGUGUACAAGAUUUAAGACUUGCAUUUCUACAGCUUGAAAAAAAGUGUGUGAACUAUAAAAAAAAUAUUAGUUUGAGUCUGGGGACGUGUAAUCAAGAAGGUCUCGGUCUGUCUGUCUCGGUCCGCGGCUGAUGGUGUAUAAAAUUUUAGACUUUGAAAGUGUAUACAUAGGUUGGGAGACGGUAAAUAAUGUUAAGUAUUGUUUACGGUUUUGAGUAGUGUAUAAGAUAAUUAACAAUGGCUGAAAAUGUAAAUCAAUAAACUAACUGAAGAUAAUAAAACAACUAAUUCGUGAAGUAGUGACACCUUUAAAUUAUGUAGUUCAUUUUUGUAUAUUUAGUAUCUGUAAACUACAGGAUAUGGAUAAAAAAAAAACGCUAGACUAUUUCUUUGUUUACAUUUUCUGCCAAUGUUAAGACACAGAAUAAAUGUGUGCGUCAGGUCACUGAUUUAUAACUUUUAACCUUUUUUUUUCAAUAAUUUAAUACUGAUGAUUUUUGAAUCUACAAAAUAUAUUGAAUGUUUUGACUUUUCCUUGAAAUAAAACGUAAAAGUUAUAAAGAAGGAUCUAGAAGCUUCUUUCUGUAUACAUUUGUGUUGUGGAAUGCGGAGACGCGAUAUAGUUAAUGAAAUAUCAUUGCAUUUAUCACAUUGGUUUUGUUAAACUUUAAAAACAGUAUCUUUUUUAUUAUUAUAGUCCAUCUCUUGUGUAUUUUUAUCAAUAAUAUAAACACUUUUAAUCAUGCAAUUAGUAUAUUAAUUCAAACAUCACAUUUUAUUUUUACGAUUUAUGAAUAAAUGGUUGUAGUUAUAUUAUGUAUAAAAAAAUUGUUUAUGUUACGUUUGACGAUUAGAGUUUCAACGAAAAACAAUGGAUUAUGUUCGGUGUGGACGUGAAUUUAUGUUACAGACUUGAGUCUGAUAAAAUGGCUGUGAAGAAACGAUCAAAAUUGAAAAAAAAAAAAAAAAAAACUUUUUAGGUUAUAUUUGGCGGGAAAAUAGAUAUCGCGUCCCCGCGCCGUUAAUGUACAAAAUGGACGGAUUUAGUACAAAACUUGUUACUAUUUUUGUAUAAUAUUAAAAAUAUACGUAGUUUUACUUGCGGUGAGGAUAUGAGAUUAAAUGAGGUCGGAGAAAGAAUCCAAUAUGGCUAGUUUUUAAUUUUUGUUAUCGCUUGCUGAAUAUUGUUUCGUUAGUUUGUAAUUGUCGCGCUUUUUUUCGUUACAAAACAACAAUCUAGUUAACAUUAUAUUGUAAGCAUUUAUUUUUAAUUUUCUUUGCAUUCUCUCUUCGACCGUGAAGUCAGGAAGAAUACAAGUUGUUUUCGGCGCUAUUUCUAUCAAUUUUAAACCGGCAUUGAAAUCACAUAGUGGUUUUCAUUUCCCUAUCUAUAUUUCUGAUAGAUCUCCUGAUAUUUACAUAACGAUUGAUAGAUUUAUUUAAAGAUGAACUAUUUUUACAACUGUUCCACGUGUAUGAUAUAUAAUAUGUCAUUGUAUUCAGAUACUAUAUUUUUAAUGGAUUAUAAAUAAAAAAUAUCUAUUAUUCCUACUAAUAUAUGUACAUAUAAAUGUUAUGUAUUUAAAAUAGAUAUAUGGGCAGUGGAACAGUAUUAUAAACAAUAAAAUACCUCAGUAAUCUGUUACCAUACACAAGUGUCAUUAAAAAUGUAAAAAAAUACCGCGAACAGUCAAUAUAGGAUCUGAGUGUCGCUUUAUUUUGUAGUUUAAGUAUUUUUAUGGAACAGUUUUGAUGAUGACAUUUGGUUACGAUGAUAAAGUUAUAUACAAAUCAUUGUUUAUAAAGAGGUUGUAAAAUUAUGAUUUUACUUGAAAAAAUAAAACCGCUCCAGCAUUUGUUAAAUGAUGGAAUCAAAAAGUACAAAAACAAUCACUGUAUUUUAGAAUUACAGUACAUAAAUUAAGGACGAAGCCAUUUGACAGAUUUUUGAGCGGUAAAAAAAAUAUAACCGUAAAAACGUAGUUGGUACGGUGGGUUUAUUUCCAGUGAAUGUUAUAUAAAGCGUCCUUUAGUUAUUCUUAUGUUAAGAAUAUUUGAUAUAUUUAUAGAUAGUAUGUAAGUAAGUUCUCGCUGGUGCGAUACAGGCGGGUGUGAUACUUGUACAAAGUGUGCGAUGUGCCAGAUUAGCUUUUAAGUUUUAUCUUUUUCUUUUCAAUUUAAUCUGUGGUCGUUCGGAAUUUGAUGGCGUUUUUUCAUAAAACGAAACAACGAAGUGCAUUGUGUAUAUUGAAUAUUCAUUCCAAGGAUUACAGAUUAAAUAUUUAUUAGUAGGUGGACUUUGUGUCUUAUUUUUGUAAUGAAUGAAGUAUGUUUGUUUACACAAUGUAACUUAAAGGUGUUGUGGAGCUCACGGGCGGCGGUGGUCACUUAUUAGUUCUUUGACCCGCUUCCCGUGUACCUCCUAAAAUGUUAUCAGGUGAUAUGGGCCUGGAGGAAUGUGAAAUAAAUUAUAAAAUUAUUA